Nematostella vectensis (starlet sea anemone) is the source of this 2539-nucleotide messenger RNA. RefSeq lists its product as uncharacterized. The transcript is spliced from 2 exons. Gene Ontology annotation, molecular function: DNA binding. Bases 314 to 1639 code for a protein of 441 amino acids. NCBI's taxonomy places the organism in Eukaryota, Metazoa, Cnidaria, Anthozoa, Actiniaria, Edwardsiidae. The record is from RefSeq and is a predicted model, not a curated record. Gene Ontology annotation, biological process: DNA integration; DNA recombination.
CAUUUUUGUUUUGUUUUAAUUUGUUAAUUUUGACCUGUCAAAAUGGGUAAUUAUUAACGUAGAUCAAUUAGUACACCAAUCAGAAUGGCAUGUUGGUAAUGCCAGGUUAUACGAUAUUUAAUCUCAAGCAUGUGAUGUGAUUGCUCAGUUCACCGUCCUACUCAACUGAGAGCACGCUUAGCUUUUUAUCAAUCCGAACUCAUCCGCCGGAAUGGCAUCCAAAUCCUACAGGACUCGGUCCAAAUCCAAAUCACAAACAUCUAAUGUUGCUCAAGAGAUUGCUGAUCUCUCGGCUCAAAUCGAGUAGCUACAAAUGUCUUUGCCUUCGGUUUCACCAUCCCACGCGGGAGCGCAACAACGAGUAGCUCCCCUCCUAACUCCCCAGGCCAUAGAAGCCCCGUCUCUGGCCCAGCAGCUCCAGCUGGAACGCACGAAGCAGGAGAACCUGAAGUUACAGCUGGAGCUGACCAAAGCGCAACUGGAGUUGGCUCGUUUCAACGCUCCCAUUUCAGCGCCCGUAGAACCCUUGGCUGAUGUUUUGAGUUCCACGCCGGCACGCCCCCUCACCGAUGUGCCCAACUUGGCGACACUUCGCAAGCUCCGUCGCGAUCGGGCAGUCCUCUCCAACGAAUUCCUCUUCACAACUUCUAAAGAUCGUUCUCAGCAACUCAUCCAUUACGCUUAUGAGGUGCAGCGCUUCGCUUUUCAAGAGUCCACGAAACGCAACAUGCGAAGUCAACUUCAAGCGUAUAUACAUUUUUGUUCUUAUUAUCAGUUAGUGCCAUUUCCGGUGACUAAGCAAACUUAUCUAGCGUACCUUGUAUUUCUUUCGCGUUCCUUAUCGUGUUAUCGCUCGGUGAUUAAUUAUGUCAACAUUUUGAAGCACGUUAACAAUUCGCUAGGUGCCGACUUAUCGUUUAUGCAGGGAUACGAUUGUGUGUUGACACAGAAAGCACUUCGGCGCAUGAUGGGUGAUCAGGUGUCUCACACUCUGCCUAUAACCAUCACGAUUUUACUAAAAUGGGUUCAGAAUUUUGAUUCUCGCAAUGUAUUUCAUGUAUGCAUGCAUGCAGCGUUUUUAGUCGCCUUUUUUUCGUUCUUGCGUAUUUUCAAUUUACUGCCAUACAAAGCAAGCGAUUUGUUAAGUUCCGCAAACCUUUUCCUUAGACGCAAUCAAGUGGCCUUUGUUUCCUCUGGUGCUCUAUUGUCGGUUUAUCGAACUAAAACACUUCAAUUUCAGGAACGGAUCUUAGAGAUUCCUUUGCCAACCAUACCAGGUUCGCCACUUUGCCCUGUUUCCGCAUUGAAGCGAUAUUUCGAUAUAGUUCCUGCAGCGCCGAAUAGUCCCUAUUUUGUAAUUCCUCGCGGCAUCCAAACGACGCCAGUUUUAGCUUCGCACUUUAAUUCUUUUCUUAAGAAAUGUGUUUAUGCCAUAGGGCUGAAUCCCUCAAAUUUUUCGUCGCGCAGCUUUCGCAAAGGCGGGGCUACAUUCGCGUUUAAUCGCGGGGCACCGACUGAAUUCAUCAAAGCGCAGGGUGAUUGGAAGAGUGAUGCAUAUUUAGUCUACUUAACUCUAUCAAGUAGAAAAAAGCUAGCUAUUCUCAAUUCUAUUACAACUAGGCUUGCCAACAAGCAAUAACACAGUUAUCGUUAUACGUGUCAAUACUUUUCAUGCCAUUCUAUUUCUAUUAAUAUAUUUUUUUCUUAUUUUUUCUAUUCAUAUUUUUAAUUAGUUUAUUCUUUUUUCGGGUUUGGGGUUUAUUCAUUUUAUCGUAUUUUAUUUUUAUUAAUAAUUCACUUGUAAUUUAGAUCAGUGGCAGAUUUUAAUAAAUUAGUUGAACCCCAGCCGCGUUUACUCUUUUCACAGUAUGUUAGUAAUUUGUUAAUUUUGACCUGUCAAAAUGGGUAAUUAUUAACGUAGAUCAAUUAGUACACCAAUCAGAAUGGCAUGUUGGUAAUGCCAGGUUAUACGAUAUUUAAUCUCAAGCAUGUGAUGUGAUUGUUCAGUUCACCGUCCUAUUCAACUGAGAGCACGCUUAGCUUUUUACCACACCCACCCUCCCAAGUGGGGGUUUAUUCAUUUUAUCGUAUUUUAUUUUUAUUAAUAAUUCACUUGUAAUUUAGAUCAGUGGCAGAUUUUAAUAAAUUAGUUGAACCCCAGCCGCGUUUACUCUUUUCACAGUAUGUUAGUAAUUGAUUAAUAUUUUGUUACCUUGAGUUUCACAGUCACUUUCUGUAAACCCAGUAGAACAAGUGCAGUCGUAGCCAGAGUUUUCGUCCUUGUUAGUGCAGGUUGAAUUGUUUUUGCAAGGACUUGAACCACACGGUUUCACUACGAAUAAAUAGAAUACCGUUUAUCAAUACUAAAUAAUUUGCAGAGAAACUGCUAGCGGGUAUAAUAGUUUUGUUUUCGACUCCGACCGGGGUACCUAUAGAAGACUUUGUUGCUAAAGCAAAGACAAAAAGCAGUUAGAGUGUUGGUAUCUUGUUUGUAAACAGCUAAACGCUUUACACAAGUACUUUCCAACCCAACCCUUAC